CGGAGCCGGGACCGGGACCGGGACCGGCUCCUCUGCUCUCCUCUCCCCGCCGCCCGGCGCCGCUCUCCGCCCGCCGAGCGCCGAGCCGGAUGUCACGGCGACGGGCGGGAGGCGAGGCCGGUGCGCUCCGCCGGCAGAACCGAGCCCGGGCGGGCAGGUGGAGCUGAGACCCGCGAACGGAGCAUGGAAGAUUCACAGCCCGGGAUGGACCUCAGUAACCCUCAGGAACAGCCCAUAGCUGCAGAAGAACAAGAGGAUUUGACAGACUGUAAUCUGAACAAAUCCCAGGAAAUGGAAAGCAUGGAUAAUGUGGAAGAUAUGAAGGAACACAAUCAGUCUAAUGAAGAAGCAGGAGAUGAUGUGAUUAAAGUGAAAGGUGAAUACAGUGAAAGAGAGGAGAGUGCUUUAAAUUCCGAGCCUAUGGAAAACCUGGAAGAAUCUGAACUGCCUUACACAUAUCCCAGAGAAUAUAACGAAUAUGAGAGCAUUAAACUGGAAAGACACUCGGGUUCAUAUGACAACGUCAGGCCAGCUAGUGGAAAGAUGAAUUGUGAUAUCUGUGGAUUAGCCUGCAUUAGCCUCAAUGUCUUGAUGGUUCAUAAGCGUAGCCACACUGGUGAACGGCCAUUCCAGUGUAAUCAGUGCGGAGCUUCCUUUACUCAGAAGGGAAACCUCCUCCGCCACAUUAAACUACACACAGGGGAAAAACCUUUUAAGUGUCACCUGUGCAGUUAUGCCUGCCAAAGGAGGGAUGCGCUUACGGGUCACUUAAGGACACAUUCUGUGGAGAAGCCUUACAAAUGUGAGUUUUGUGGAAGGAGCUACAAGCAGAGGAGCUCGUUGGAGGAGCACAAGGAGCGGUGCCGGACUUACCUGCAGAACGCUGGCAUGUGUGAGGCUGCCAGCGUGGAGGCAAGGCACAUCAAGGCAGAGAUGGGGACUGAAAGAGCCCUUGUGCUGGACAGGCUAGCAAGCAACGUGGCAAAGAGAAAAAGCUCAAUGCCUCAGAAAUUUAUUGGUGAGAAACGGCCCAACUUCGAUAUCAAUUACAACUCCAGUUUCCUGUACGAAAAGGAGAGCGAGAUGAUGCACGGGCGCAUGAUGGACCAGGCCAUCAACAACGCCAUCACCUACCUGGGGGCCGAGGCGCUGCGGCCGCUGGUGCAGACGCCGCCGGCGCCCACGGCCGAGAUGGUGCCGGUCAUCAGCAGCCUGUACCCGCUGCCGCUGCCCCGCGCCGACGUCCCCAACGGCUCUGACGGCGACAAGAGCCACCUCAGGGACAAGAGCCUGUCCUCCGACAGGGGCCUUUCCCCGAACAACAGCGGCCACGACUCCACAGACACUGACAGCAACCACGAGGAGAGGCCCAACCCCGCCUUCCACCAGAGCCAGGUGAUCGCCGCUCCCGCCCGCAACGGCCUCCAGGCGCUGAAGGAUUUCCCGAGGCCCUACGACAUCAUCAAGCCUCCAGCCAUCUGCCCGCGCGACGCCUUCAAGGUCAUCAACAAGGAAGGGGAGGCCAUCGGCGUGUACCGCUGCGACCACUGCCGCGUGCUCUUCCUGGAUUACGUGAUGUUCACCAUCCACAUGGGCUGCCACGGCUUCCGCGACCCCUUCGAGUGCAACGUCUGCGGCUACCGCAGCCACGACCGCUACGAGUUCUCCUCGCACAUAGCGCGGGGAGAGCACAGAGUCGUGCUCAAGUGAAAGGACCGGCUCUCCAAGGUCAAAGGAUGUGUUUCCCGUCAGAGGGGAGGCUUGGUUGGUUGGGGUUUUAAUUAGUGUAAUGAGAUUUCUUGAGUAUUUUUCUAGGCCGGUUUUAAGUGUGUCACAAGGAGGUGACAACUUUUUACAUUUGUUUUUCCCGAUAAUUCAGUGUUCUGUAGCAUCUCUGCCUGGCUGCUGUGGUGAGUGGGACUGUGGGAAACACCAGGAGCAGAGACUGGUUUUGAUAUGAACUUUUUUUUUUUUGUGAAACUUCAGAGCCAUUUACAAUGUUUUCAAUUUUUAACUUGUGUUUGUUUUUAUAGAGUUUGCUUUAAGUCAGCACAAAAGAUUUUCAUGCCAAUUCCCCUGCUCACUCAGGUGUACAGUCAGAGAUGUUUUGGAGGAGCUUUUCCUGGUUAUAAUCCCAAUGGCCUCCCAGUUGCUCAACACCAAAACAAGGAAAAUGAGGGCAGGAAAGGGGAGGGAUUAUUAAUUCCUCCUUAAAGCUUUUCCUCUAAGCCCUAACGAGAGUGUGGCACACUUUCAUUUUUCUUACUUGCUGACUUUCUUUAAAGUUACUCAGUAAGAGGAAAAUAAUAAAUGAGAUCUAUUUGGGGUUGGGAUUUUUUAACAAUACAUAUUUUUAGGAUACCCAGUGAGGUCACUGGUUGGCUCAUCCAUGUGUCCUGGAGGAAAUCCCAAUUUUCAUUGCUGGAAACUCCUCCUUCCUGGUGGGUGCCUAGAAGGAGGAUGAAGCUGUGCUGUGUGUUGUGCCUCUGCCUUGCUCUCCCAGCAGGACAUGUGGCUGUGCCAUCCAUGUCCCACAGGGUGGCCCUGGCUGGCUGUGGACAGGUGAGACCUCAGGCAGGUGUGUGAGAGCCACACCCACACCAGGACAGCCCUCAGGAGGUGCAGCUCCACACCCUGAGCAGGUGCCAUCCCUUUGAAGCUGGUUUUUACCACAGUUCUUUGAGUCUCCCCAUAGCCCUGCAGCUGUCUCGGUGUCCCUGUGCUGGAGAGGGGUUUGGUAACAGCUUUGCUGAGUGAAGGUUUAGUCUUUGCAAAGAUUUUUGUAUCUCAUAGUUAGGAGUGUUCUGAUGGGCUUUCUGCAUCCCUUGUGUGGUUUGAGAGCUGUGUUGCUUUUGUGUUAUCCCUGGUGAUCCAAUCACUUCCCUAAGGGAAGGCUGGAGAACUGAGGGUCAAAUACUGAAAUUCAUCCCUCCCUCUGAAUUCUUUAGGCUCAGUUAUUUCCUCCCUGAAUUUUAAGGUACAAAAUAAGAAAUUUAUAUUCAUUUUUUCCCACUAAGGGUGGGUCUGGAGAGGCACAAAUCAGCCUGUAGUGUGCCUGACUAUCCAGAGUGCUGUGGAAAUGCUAAUCCAGCAUUUCCUAAUGCUAAUCCUGCUGUCCCUGGGGUUGAGGAGAACUCUUUUGCUGUUAUGUGUGGAGCUGUAAAGCAGGUUUAGGAUGUUUCCCAGAGCCCCAUGAUGACAAAGGUGCAUGUUGGCUCUCCCCCAGUGAACAUCCAUGUCACAAUAUGAACAAUGCCCCUCCUGUUAGGGAGGCUGCAGUUCCACCAAGGAUCAGUCCAAAGGGCCAAGCUUUUGGGUCCACAAAACAGAGGGAAAGGGAGGGGAAGGGAGCGAGAGAAUUCCCAGAGAACAAAGAGAAGGUUGCCCUGACAUUUUAAAGUCCAACUUUUUUAGGACAUUGUGGUUGUCUUUAUCAGUUUUUAAUUUUGUGACAAGCUUGCUUUUCAAUGGCUUAGUUUUCAAGACCAAAGAAUUGUCAAUAAAUGAAUAAAAUAUUUAAAUAAUGAUGAUGUCCUGACUUGAGGGCAGGCAAAGGCAGGUUCUUAAAGGAGAAAUGUCUCCUGAAGCCAUCCAAAAAUCUUAUUUUCCAUAAGUGGGUUGGGUAAUGGAUUCAUCCAAGAAUACACUUGGAUUGUCCCUUCACACCCCACCUUUCACCCCUGUCCCACAGUGCUGCCCUGGAGCUGCUGGCUUGAGAGAUGAAUCCCACUGGGCUCUGUCUGGAUGUUGAGGGGCUGUGCUGGUCCAGGGCAGGUCUCUGAGCUUGGAGGAGCUCUGGGAAAACAAACAGAAAAACCACUGGUACUAGUUGGAAGCCUGAUUUAUUCUGCUCCUGGCUUGGUUGUUUUGGACUGGAACAGGUUUGAAGCAUUCUCCAGUCCCUUGGUGUGUCCAUCUCAUUUGGUUCUUCAUUUACUGAUGAAUUACACCCCCAGAGUGGGCAGGGGACGCUCAGAGAAGGAGCUUUUGGCACCAAAUGAGCCUGUGGUGCCUAAGGGUUUAUUGAAGUUUUAAAAAUGUCAGUAAAUAAAUGUCAGAGCUGGCAAGUGACCAGCAGAGCUGGCUGAGGUGUGGGAAUGAGCGCUGGGGCUGGAGCUGCUGGUGCCCAUCACCUCUGGGACCUGUAAAUCCCACAGGUGUGAUGGAACCUGUGGCUGUGUCCCCGUGGGGUGCCGAGCCGUGCUGGAGGCUGUGCUCAGCAGAACCAGUCACUCAGUGGAGUAACUGAUACAGUCAGAGGUGUAAAAUAACAUCGUCUGCUCCUCUGACUGCUGGAAAAUGGUGUUGGACACGGUUUUGGUUAAUAGAGGAACAAUUUAACCCCAGAGCUGCGGGGUGGAGGCAGCUCAGCCCCACGCUUGGGCUGCGGGGUGGGCUGGUGGUUCCCGGGGGUGCCGGGGCUGCGGCAGCCAGAUGGAAACAUCCCGGCGGCGGAGGGUGGAGGCUCACACCAACCCCCCGGCCCUUUUAGCACCUGCUUUACCAGGCUGACGUUGUUCGCACUUGUUUCAUUCCCCCCUGACACCUUCUGCCGCAAGAGCUGGACACGCUUGAGAAACAGAGACGGAAAAAAAAAAAAAAAAACGAGAAGAAAGUCAGAGGAUCCUUUUUUUUUCUUUUCCCUUCACUUCCUUCCCAGCCUGGGCGCGACUCUAGCACUGAGGGAUCUUCCCUCUGCUGCUACCCGGAGAUUCCGAGGGCUGGGUGAGACUGAGCGGGCUCGGGGCUGGGCACAGAGAGUCCCACGGCGUCUUCCCGUGCUGGUUCGUCCCUUCAUAGGAAUUGGUUUGUUCCAAAACCCCUCAGCCUUCUCCUUCCUGGAGCCAAACCCCUUUAAAGGCUUACAGAAACUUUCAGUUGGUGUUGUGACAGAGAGAUUCUUAUCUGCUGAUAGCUGUAAUCGUGAUAGAGCACAGAGGAACUCGUUUCUCCUGUCGUGUUGAAACACGCUUCCUAACGCACAAAAAAAUCCCAUAAAACUUCCUGGUGCUGGUCUGCAUCCUCGGAGCAUCCCGGCCGGAUCCUGCUCCCACGGGGAGCGGUCCAGCACCCAAAAACCCGACGGUGCCGGGAGUGACAGGGAGGACUGAGUCACUGCCACCACCUCCUCCGUGUCCCAAUUCCCCAGCCGUGCAUUGAGUCACGCUGCCCGCGCCGGCCCGGCGGGGACCCGGCGGCGCUUUCCCACCCUGGCGUGGGUCGGGUUCCCAAAUCCGGGGAGCAGGGGGUGAGCAGAGCCACCUCUGUGCUGAGCGGCAGCGGGAAGGGCCAUUGGAAAUGUCCCUAGCUCUGGCACCGCCAGCGGGGAGCUCUGCAGCACCGGGACAGGGCCGCGACUGUCACCGGGGCACCACGACGGGGGCAGCAGGUUUGUGUCACGCCUGAUGCCCCCCUCGCUGCGCCGGGAGGGAAGCGAAGCCCCCGGGGAGCAGCCGAACCUGCCCCUCCAGCCGGGUUAUAUCGGGCUCCACAUUUGCAUGGCAGCGAGUCGGCACCUGGCAGUGAAAUCCUCGGGGGAUCGAGGACACGGGGAGCGGCUGGCGAUUGUCACACACCGGCGACAGGAAAGUCCCAGCAGACGAUUGUUUUUAGAAGAAUCUACUUCCAGCCCGCACGGCUCCAGCCCCUGCGGAGCUGCGGCCGUGGUGGGAUGGGGGUCAUGGUGCUGGGCUCCA
This is a messenger RNA of Oenanthe melanoleuca, 5696 nucleotides long. It is a transcript of the gene IKZF3, whose product is annotated as IKAROS family zinc finger 3. The record is from RefSeq and is a predicted model, not a curated record. Gene Ontology annotation, molecular function: DNA-binding transcription factor activity; RNA polymerase II cis-regulatory region sequence-specific DNA binding. NCBI's taxonomy places the organism in Eukaryota, Metazoa, Chordata, Aves, Passeriformes, Muscicapidae. The coding region runs from base 184 to 1710 and encodes 508 amino acids. The transcript has 8 exons. Gene Ontology annotation, biological process: regulation of transcription by RNA polymerase II.